Molecule: messenger RNA, 2122 nt
Organism: Brachypodium distachyon (stiff brome)
Lineage: Eukaryota; Viridiplantae; Streptophyta; Magnoliopsida; Poales; Poaceae
Product: cysteine-rich receptor-like protein kinase 19
Exons: 9
Coding region: 276-1790 (504 amino acids)
Biological process (GO): cell surface receptor signaling pathway; protein phosphorylation
Molecular function (GO): ATP binding; protein kinase activity
Source: RefSeq, a predicted model, not a curated record
UUGACUCUAGACUCGUCGCCUGCCCACGACCGGAUAUCUCAAUUCUUUCUUCUCUUCUUUCUGCGCGCAUAUAUAAAGCCCAGAAAAGCCAAACGAAAACCACCUGCGAUUACUUCAUCCUCUCCUUCCAGGAAAGAAAGGGAAAAAAGUUCAGGAAAGGGUUCUUCUGCUCGAUCUUCGAGGCGACGCACGCACGCCCAAAGCCAAAGGCAGGGCGCGCGCGCACAGGGAGGAUCCAAUUGAAUCCGACUGAACUUAGUCGACCGGCAAUCGACAUGGUGGUCGCCGAUGUGGCCGUGACUCUGGUGAAGCUCAUCUUCAACCUCGUCGUCGCCAUCAGGGGCGCGUCGAGGAAGGCGAAGCGCAACAAGAAGGAGUGCGGGGACAUCGCGGAGCAAGCCUCCUCGCUCGAGGCCUCCCUGUCCUCGCUCAUCGACGACGACGGCGUCGCGGCGCCGAGGCACCCGGCGGUGAUCUCCGCGCUCAAUAAGCUCCGCGACACGCUCCAGCAGGCACUCCAGGCUGUGACGAAGCUCGAGGUGGACGGCGACAACGCCAGCCGCGUCAAGGCCGGCAACGUGUCGCACGAUCUUGCUAAGUUGAGCCAGAGUAUCCGGGACCGGAAACAGGACUUGAUCCUUGCCACGAAUAUGCACACCAACAGCAUCUUGCUCGGUGCGCAGCAGUCGAAACGUCGUGGAGAUGGAGGACUACUGCAAUGCCCGCCGCCUCAAAUUCAGGAGGGCUGUGUGGCGAACUCUUACAAGGAAGGGGAGCCUGCUGCCACAUCAUCAGGUAUCAAAAAGUUCAGUUUGUCUGAACUGGAGGCCGCUACAAAAAACUUUUCAGAAGAGAACUUGAUUGAAGAAAGUGACUCUUGUACCGUAUACAAGGGCAGCUUAUUAUGUCACUUGUGCAUAUGUAUGCUUACCGUGGUUUUGGUACGUAUGGUAACCAAGGGUGAAUUACGUGACGGGUCUAAAGUUGCCAUCAAAGCAUAUGGUGAGAUGCAAUACGAGGCUUGCAGAAAAGAAUGUGAAAAUGAGGAGUAUAUCACGGGAAAGCUUCUACACAAAAACAUUUUGGAACUUGUGGGGUCUUGCUCUUCUGGUGGAUUGUUUUACCAGGUCUAUGAAUACAUGCACAACAGAAGCUUGUCUGAUCACUUGCAUGGCAGUAAGAUACAGUGGCCGAAGAUCUUCAAUACUAUUAUCCAAGGGAUUGCCCGUGGCGUAGAUUAUCUGCAUGAGCAAUGUGGACUCGGCAUCGUACAUCUUCAUUUAAAGCCGAGCAGCAUACAGUUGGAUCAUGACUAUACUCCCAAGAUUUGUGAUUUUGGCAUCUCCAAGAUGUUAGCUGAUUCUGCCAAGGAAAGGAUUGUUGAUACCAUAAUCGGCACAUGGGGUUUCAUGGCUCCAGAAUACAUGUUGUCUCGUAGGUUCUCAAUCAAAAGUGACGUCUACAGCUUUGGUGUCAUCCUCCUCGAGCUCAUCAGCGGAUGGAGCAGACAUGAGGAAGUGAAAAACAGCAAGGACCCGGUAAAUGAGUUGGUUUGGGGGUACUGGAAAAAGGGGGAGCUGGACGAGUGCGUUGACCCCAGGCUUUCUGGUGCCACUGGCGUAACGGAAUCGCAGAUUGAGGAGAUGAAGCGGUGCAUCCACGUGGCAUUGCUCUGUGUGGAAGAGGACCCGGAGCUGCGUCCCGACAUGUCCGAUGUGCUCUGGAUGCUCAGAGAUAACAGCCCGAUCGCCGGCAGGCGUUCCCCGCGGCGCCCAGCUUACACCACCUGACCUGAUUAAGGAUAGACGGUCGACCGCAAAGCUCUAGUGUACUGUAGCGUAGUGCAGUCUGUCUCUGUUUGGCCUUGCAUUUGUCGAUUUAUCGAGUCGUAAAUCAGAUGCUGGAUUGUAUAUAAGCCGGCCCGUGGAAAUAGAAGUUUUUUGCACCCCUUUCUUCCCCAAGUAUAGGUAGUGCCAUUGUUUUGUUCACCAUACGAAUAGGUAGUGCCAUUGUUUUUGUUCUCCACACGACAUUGUUGUUGGAAAAGUAAUGCAAUCUGCGCAGACCGUUUGCUGUGUGUUCCUUCUCAUGAUCAAUAUACUUUGAUGGUUAUCUUUCUAAA